AUGGCGAGCGCAUUGCCUCGUCGUAUCAUCAAGGAAACACAGCGAUUGAUGCAGGAUCCUGUACCCGGAAUUGCUGCAACUCCUGAUGACAACAAUGCUAGGUAUUUUCACGUUAGUAUUACGGGUCCCGAUGAUUCUCCAUUUGCUGGUGGUGACUUCAAACUUGAGCUAUUUUUACCGGAAGAAUACCCUAUGGCAGCGCCAAAGGUGCGAUUUAUGACCAAAAUUUAUCAUCCAAACAUAGACAAAUUGGGGAGAAUUUGCUUGGAUAUUUUGAAAGAUAAGUGGUCGCCUGCUCUUCAAAUUCGAACGGUUUUGCUCUCAAUUCAGGCUCUUUUGUCAGCACCAAAUCCUGAGGAUCCUCUUGCAACCGAUGUAGCUGAGCAAUGGAAGACGAACGAGGUUGAAGCUUUGCGAACAGCUAAAGAAUGGACACGACUAUACGCAUCAUCC
This is a messenger RNA of Mesorhabditis belari, 453 nucleotides long. The record is from the annotation of a GenBank genome assembly. Lineage: Eukaryota; Metazoa; Nematoda; Chromadorea; Rhabditida; Rhabditidae.